AUGGAGGACAGCAUGGAAAGGUUGAACAAACUACUCAAAACCAAUGUAGACAGAGCUGAAGGAGCACACAGGAGUUACCAGGAAUUCUGCUUCUUUCAUGGACAAUGCUUAGGGCAAGCUUUGAUCAAAGAGAAGGACAAAGAGAAGAAGCACAAGAAGGAGAAGAAAGAUAAAGAGAAGAAAGAAGAUAACGAAAAGAGGGAGAAAGAUAGGAGUGAUGGAAAUCAUAGGGAUAAGAAAGACAAAAAGGAAAAGCAUAGAGAGAAAAAGGAGAAGGAUAGAAAUAAGGAUAAAGACAAAAGUAGUGCCUCGGAUGGAAAGAGACUUCUGGGGCAAGCUAAGCUUAACAAUGGAGGAGGUAAAGCCUCAGAGGAAAGAAAACUUCCUGGGCAAUCUAAGUACAUCAAUGGAGAUAAAGCUGUGGAUGGCAGAAAACUUCCAGAGAAAUUUGAGAGUAAUGGUGGAGAGGUGUCCACUCAGAAGGGGAAGGAAAGGGAUGUGGAUAAAAAUAGUAUCUCUGGUGACAAAAAAUUUGCUGGACAAUUUUCAGGUUACAGUGGUCAGAAGCUCAUUCAAAACAGCAAUUUGCCUCACCAACCUAAGGAGUCUAAAUUUGUGCAAGAGCUGGGCAAGAGAGUCAGAGAUGAAGACAAAAACCAGUUCUUUGAGAAGUUCGCUGGUCAAGAUGCAAAAAUGGACGAGGGAAUGUUCAGAUCAGUGGCGAAGGCCCCAGGUAAUUGUGUUGGAGGAAACGAAAAGAACAAGAGAGAUGAUGAUAGAAAGUUGGAUGGGCAAGGAAUCAGGGAUGAGGCAAGAUUUAGUGAAGGUGCUCAGAGCCUUUCUGGAACAUUUCAGGCUAGAACUGAUGGAAUGCCAAGACCACUGGAGAGAGACAUUGAGAAGAAGAUGGAAGGGAAAGAUAAGACCAAACAAAAGGAAAGCGAGGAUAAACGGAAGGAUAAAGAGAAAAAAGGCAAAGAGAAGGAUAAAGUCAAGGAUAAAGAGAAGAAAAGGGAGGAGAAAGCAAAGGAGAAAAGUGAGCAUAAGAAGAAAGAGCCAGUUAAAUUGAAGGAAAGCAAUAUGUCUGAUGUUGUCGGUAACCAUACUUCAAAAACCUCACAUCUUCUCAAGGAAAGCACUACUAGUGCUGCCAAUGAAGUAAAUAUCAAGAAGCGAAAGGACUCGGGCACAAAUGGAUUUUUCCAUGCUAAUGAUAUUAAGCCUAAUAAGUUGCCAAGGCCUGCUUCUUCGUUGCCUCUGUCAGCUGAGAAUGGAAGAAUGUUGGGAAUGUGCCAAAUUCCCACUGCAGUUGUACAAGGUAGGCAGGAGGCUGUCUAUAGUGAUAAGGUAGAUGAUAAAGAUUACAAGAGAAAUGGUUUGAUUGAGCCACAAGCUCUGUCCAUCUCCUCAACAACCCAACCGCUAUCUACCUCUUUAACGGAGUCUUUAACAAAACCUUCACAUUCAACUGCACAAACUGAUCAAGUUGCUGAAGUGUCUAGGAAACAACCCCAUCCAGAUUCCAAGUAUCUGCCUGAGGUGCUUACAGUACCCAAAAUGGAAGAGUGGUCUGAUUUUGAGGAUCAAGAAUGGCUAUUUCAGAGCACCAAUUCCGAAGCAAAGAAGUCCAAGGUUGGGUUUUCGGGGGUUGACGAGACACCACAGGUUUGGUCAGAAGCUCUGCAGAUAGAGUCGGCUGAUCAAGGGGACUUUGUUGACCAUCCUGCACAAUCUAAUGUGAUCGACCCUCCAGAGGACCACACUGAGGAGAGGUUAAAGAGUUCAAAUGUUGGUCUGAGAGCUAUCAAUGAUCUUGCAUGGCGGAUGAGAUGGGCAGAUGGCAAAUGGUUUAUUACUUCUGCCUUCUGA
Dovyalis caffra is the source of this 1869-nucleotide messenger RNA. Lineage: Eukaryota; Viridiplantae; Streptophyta; Magnoliopsida; Malpighiales; Salicaceae. The record is from the annotation of a GenBank genome assembly.